Messenger RNA from Saccoglossus kowalevskii, 1774 nucleotides. RefSeq names its product cyclin-G2-like. NCBI's taxonomy places the organism in Eukaryota, Metazoa, Hemichordata, Enteropneusta, Harrimaniidae. The record is from RefSeq and is a predicted model, not a curated record.
AUGAAUCGUUUUGUACUUGUACUUGUACUGGAAAGAAUGGAGAUAUCUCACCAUUACAAGGAGGAGAUGGCACACUUGUUGUGUUCAUUGCAGAAACUUUUGAGCAAAGAAACUCAGUAUCAAACAACUCUGGAACACAUGCUGCAAUGCUACACACAGAGUAGUACGGAUGUCAUCACACCAGAGAUUCGUAAUAAAAGUAUACAGAACUUGCGGGUGUUAAAUAGAUUUUACGGUUAUCCCUCGGAGACGUUCAUGAUAGCUGUCAAUGUGAUGGAUCGAUUUCUCUCCAUCCUCAAGGUCAGACCACGUCACAUGGCUUGUAUCACAGUAAGUUGUUAUCAUAUCGCGAUUAAAAGUACAGUCACAGAUCAGGAUAUGCCCUCAGCAUUUGACCUUAUUCGCAUCAGCCAAUCAAAAUGCACAGUCAGCGAUCUGAACCGAAUGCAACGGAUAAUCCUGGAAAAACUAGAGUGGGAUUUGGACUGUCCUACUUCCCUGACAUUCCUGCACCUUUUCCAUGCUAUUGCAAUUGCCAGCGAAUUUCUACACAUUGAUGUUGGGGAAGAAGACGAACACUUGGAGAAGCUGUGCUGGAAGUUGGAAGCUUGUAUGUGCCAGACUUCAUUUACUGUGUAUAAGGCUUCCACAUUAGCACUGUGCCUACUGAGCUGCGAACUAGCUGCCAGGUCAGAUGUCACAGAUAUCACAUCUAAGAAGUGGAUGCGAUCAACUUUAGCACUGCAGCUGCUGACAGAGAUAACAGACUGUGAGCUUCUCCAGUGUCGAACACAUGUAUCUGAAUUCCUAGUGUUGUACGGAUCACCACGAAUGAGAAUUCCAAGGAGUAAACUGACUUGGGUUAUAUCUUCACGUACUGCCAGACAGCUACAGUUCAGUGCCCAGUGUGUGACUGGUUUACCUACUAUACAUGAACAUCAAGUAUUCGCUGAUUCAUCAGCAGGGGAGGACUCCUGUAACAGUUCCGUGGACGACUCUUCUGCAUCCUCAUCACCACCGCCACCGCCACCAUACCGACCAUUUCACACCCAUGGAGUAGAAGAUGAGGAUUUCCCUUGUACAGAGGUAGUGUCAACAAGCGAAGACGGCUUAGAAGUAAAUAACUUUUGUGUUGACCGGUCGUUGAUCUUUGAAUUCAAGACAGAAAACCCGCUACAUUGCCAGUUACAUAAUAUUUACACAAGUGCGUCAAACAAGACGGUCUCAAACGCAUCGUAGUGUACGUCAUCAUUUAUUUACAGUGCUACAGUUGUCGCACUUUGUUAUUUUGUGAUGUAGGUCCUUGGAAACCUGUAUAUGUAAGAUGCUGGUACAUGUACCUGAAACAAGCAACAACUUUAGGGUUAUAAUACAAGGUAAAAUUUGGUUUUCCAAUCCAUUAUACAAUGAAUAACUUUUCUCAGUAAAUUUGUUGUUUGGUCAAGACUAGUUUCAUUGCAUUUAAAUUACACCGUGCUAUGCAAUGAAUGUCAAAUUCAUCUUUUCAGUCUCAAAUUUUGCAAAUCAACAUCAAUCUGCAGUGCAAUAGUGAUUUGUUAUCACGAGAAUACCAUGAUGAAGGCAGUACGUGAUUGUAUCGAAUGACGUAUAGCGAUUAAAGAUUUCAUCCCUCACUGCCUUUAUAUAUUAUUGUCACAUCAGAGGUAACCGAAGAGAAAUGUUGGAAUUACGACAUGUAAUUUAUCUGGAACCAUUCAAUGUUAGUGAUGCAUACUUUUAUGUAGUGCCAAAUUCUGUUGUAUUUGGUGCUAGA